AGUAAAGAUUAUUAUUCUUAUUAUUACCUGUCCUCCCGUGUUCUGCACACACGGUGGGCAUGGAUAGCUGACCAUCACAGCACUCGCACCUCACCGGGAUAACACCGAUAUUUGUUGCUGUUGUUUACUAAGUACAACAAAGAGUACAGUAAGAGACAAAGAAAAGGCCGGACGCACACACACACACGGAAGCUAACACCCGUGAUCACUCCUAUUGAUAGAAAUAAAAAAUAGAAACGGGAAAACAAAACUGAAGACGAAGAGAGAGCUUGGCAUCGCGCCACUCAAUCGGUAGCGUCGACGUGCCCUUCAGCACAGCAGCCGCUUCUUUGCUGUUGUUGUUUAAACACUCCCCUCAUUCUAUAUAUAUAUAUAUUUGAGUGCAUACAGCAGUCAAUGCGACGCGUCGGUCCCUAUGAAAUCCCCUUCCCUUAUGCGCCCUACCCGCUUCAAGAGCACGCCAUGACGGCUCUGCGCGAGUUCCUCGAGGAGGCGACAACCGCCGCCAGCACCGCCAACAAACCGGCGCGGGGCACAAGCCAUCACCCUGCAGCGACGGCGAUGGCGGUGCUGGAGUCGCCCACCGGCACCGGUAAGUCUCAGAUGCUGUUGAACACAGUUCUUUCCUGCCUGUUUGAGCCUGUCUGCCCAAUGGAGAGCAAGACGGGUGCGAAGGACAAGGACGUGGCUGCUGCACCGUCAACAGCCGGCGCCUCCGCGGAUGGCAACGCGGCAUCUUGCACCAGCAAGACGGAUGCUGAAUCCAGCGGUGCGUCGAUGGACAAAAAUGGCAGCGUCGCCACCGCGUCUUUCUCUGCGCCGAGGACGCUGGAGGAGGUGCUCCGGCAGCGCCAACUCGAAGAGGAGAUCAAUCAGCUCCGGCGCGAGCGCAAGGCACGGGUCAAGGCGCAGCGCCGUCUUCUGCGGAGAGCUCGCAAGUUUAUGCGUUUUCAAUCCCAGCAGCAACAGCAGCAACAAGCAGGUAGUCACAAGGGUGAGGCGGGUGGUGAGGAGUAUCUUCUCGCGCAGGACCCGGUAGCUUGGUACGCCGAGCAGCAGCAGCAGCACGCCUCCGCCGGCGUGUCAUCCCGCUCCCUUUCAUCUUCGUCUUCCUCCGCGUCGUCUUCGGUGUCAUCUGAUCUCGAUGAGGCGAGUAGCGACGCCGGAGACGCAGAAGGGGCGCUGGAAGAAAACCUGGCCACGAUGAUUCCGCUACGCAAGCCGAAGGUGUACGUCGCGAGUCGCACGCAUACGCAGCUGCAGCAGCUCAUGGAGGAUCUUCAGCGCACCGCUUUUGCGCAGCACCCCCUACGUGUGCGCAGCCCAACGUCACAGUCAUCCUCCUCAACAACACCAGCAGCAGCACGAUCAUUAUUGCCACCACCACCACCACCACCGUCAGACGCGCUGUCACUCUCUACCUCACAAACACACCAGCCCUCGGAGAACGCAGAAGCAAGCCGCGAUGACCCGUCAACGACGGUAUCUUCUCCUCCUCCUCUUCCGCCCACUGCCUCCGCCGAGGGGAGGAGCAGCAGCCAUCAUCCUGGCACCUCCUCGCUCCAUCGCCUCUUCGCCGUACACGUCGCCGGCCGGCAGCACCUCUGCCUGAACGCCCGUCUUCAGCGCAAAGCCGGCGGCCUGAACAGCGGCGGGGAAAUGCUGAACCACUACUGCCGAGAGGCGAUGCAGUACGAACGCUCGCAGCAAGGUCGCGCGGAUCGGCGGCGGCGACGGCAGCAGCAGCAUCAAGGCUUGUCCUCCGUCGACAGCAACGGCAACGGGGCCUCUACGGAGAAGACGAAGCGCAGCGCACUCGGCGCAGUGUACGACAUCGAGGACUACGCCUCGCCUCGCGGUGCUCCUUAUUCCAUGAAGAAGACGCACCAAAGCGUGAAGGCAGCCAACGGCCGUGGCGGAGAUGCGGAGGACGAAGAGGGCGAAGCGACCGAUGACGAAGAUAAGGGCUGCGUGUUCUGCGCAGAGUCGCAUCUACGGGCCUUGAUGGAGUACAUCACUGCGGAACAGCACGCACAGCAGCGCGCCGAUCGCGACGCCGCAGCCACGCCUCUUCCCACUACUUCGGACAGUGCUGCGAGCGACAACAGCCGCCACCAUGAUCAUCCGACUCAGAGCGGCGCAUCGCCGCCGUGGACGCCCUCCGCCUCCAUCUACACGAUGGCGCGUCUGCGGCACCUCGGGCGGGAGCUGCAGGCGUGUCCGUACCUGGCGACGCGGCUGCUCCUACGCGGUGCGGAUGUGGCCUUCAUCCCCUACAGUUAUUUACUCGAUGAAGGUCAGCGGACGGCGUUGCUGGGCGGGGUCACGACGAACCCGGCGACCGCGGCGGAGGCGGAGGCCGUCGGGCUGCACAGCCCAGACGACGUAGAGAACGACGUGUCCGCGCCUCACGUGGUGGGUCGUGUCGAGGCGGAGAGGGUGCUGGACGGGGCUGGAUACGAAGCGUACGGCGGUGCUUCUCCUCGGACGGCAGAGGGCGCCACAACUACAGCAGCAUCAGCGUCGCCAACGGCGCCUGCCGUGUCGCUUGGCGCUGUGCUCUACCACCGACGGCAGCGCGUGACCGCCACCGCAGCUUUCCGCCAGCGACGCAAGCACCAACAACAACAACAACAAGCGGAAGAGGAGACACACAUCAUGCGAAAGGGCUGUUGCCCACCUGUCAGCACGACAGGAGCAACUCGGCGAGCAAAAGAUGAUGCGAACGAUGACGGAGAUGUGUGGCACGUUAUGGCCCGCAGCGCACCGCCCUCCUUUCGCGGCGACGUUCUCGUCUUCGACGAGGCGCACAACAUCGCCGAUCACUGCCGCACGACCAGCACCGUUCCUCUCUCCCCGUGGCACCUGCAGCUCGCAGAAGGGCUAUGCAGCGCGUACCUUCGCCGCUAUGAGACGCGGUUGCUGACACGCAACAAGCAACGGCUACGCGAGCUGAUUCGUUUUCUGGGGAAGCUUACACGAUUCUGCACAGGUGCAGCGACAACCACUUCUGCUGUCACACAUCAAGGUGUCACGGCAGGCGCGUCGGGGUCGCUUGUGUAUCCCUUUCACACCUUCCUCUUCGAAUCUGGCAUCGACAACGUGGAUGUUUACUCCCUUCUCCUCUUCCUCGUGGACUCCCAGCUGCUCGUAAAGCUGCAAGGCUUCGUGGGGUACUGCCUGGAAAGAGAAAAGUCGGACGCUAAGACAGCGGCGGCAGAAACCGGCGCAGCAACCGCACGAGGUACGCUGACGAGGGUGAAGCGGAGUCGUGGCAGCACGGCAGAACGUGCAAGCGAAGUGCCCGUCGACGAGCGGCAGCGACAACGGCGCUUCCUUGCGUCGCUCGACGCAGACACCACGGCACAAAGCGGGCCAGAUCCAUUAAAGUCGUCGUGUCCCCUCGCGAACAGACCGCCGUGCGAAACGUCCUCUUCCGCUUCUUCGUCCUCUUCAUCGUUGACCCUUACAACUCUUCUUCACGCUCGCGAUCUCCCCGACGGCAACGGCGGUGGUUUCGCCGCCUCGCUCGACGCUGCUCGACAGCGUGCGGUGGUCGCAGAGGCCUUGCAACGCAUUGAGCGUCUGCUGUGCAUGCUGUAUGUCUCCGACACCGUCUCCACGCGCGUUCUGUGGACUCCGCCUGCCAUCACCUCCUCCGCACCGGGUGGUGGUGGUGAGAGUGUGGGAGCGGUGGCGCACGAGGGGGGACUGAAGUUGAUUCAGCUGGAGCCUGGCACGCACACCUUUGUCCCCCUCGCACGCGAGGCGACGGCGGUGGUGCUGGCAGGAGGUACGAUGCAACCGCUCGCGUUGACCUGCGGGCCCUUGCUUCCACUGGGUCAUGGCCACAUCCUCAGUGAUAAUGCGGCAUCGAUAGUUAGGAUGGCAGAGCACGGUGAGUGCGACGAGGGUGCUGGUCGUCGUGCAGGCAGCACAUCCGUGCGUGCGCCGCCGCCGAUUGCGUCUGCUGCCGCUGCCGUUUCAGCCGUUGGGUGUUGUGAGGCGGAUGGUGAGUUCCCGGUGCGGCUCAUCUCUGAAGGUCACGUCGUGCCGCCGACGUCGGUGCGCGUCUUCACGCUCGGCACCGGGCCCAGCGCCGUUCGGCUGGAGUUCACGCAGCAACUCCUCGGCCACCGCAGCAGCAAAGCGUCCGCACUGAGCGCGACCACCACCGUAAGCAAUAGUGGUAGUAGCAGCAUGAGGAGUGGUGGUGGUGGCGGCGGUGGUGGGGUCGUCGGCGCUGAUGCGGCGGAUCGCCUGUUCGCGGAAGUCGGGUGUUCUCUCCUCAACCUCUCACGCGUCCUGCCUGCGGCAGGGACGAUCUGUUUCUUCACCUCGUACGAUAUGAUGGACCGCACGGUGGACGCGCUGCGGCGGACGGGGUACUACGACGAGAUCAACGCGGUGAAGCGCAUCUUUCGCGAGACCCGCGGCGGUAAAGGCAGCGCGCCCAACAGUGGAGGUGGUGGUGGUAGAGGGGGAGGGGGAGGAGGAGAUGCGGCCGGCGUUGCGAAGAUGCUUCAGCAGUACCAAAACUGGAUCUACGGCGACGAUGUCGAUGCCUUCCCAACCCCCUCUCCAGCCCCCUCGCUGACCACUAAGAAAACGGCUCGUCGUGGUGCGCUGCUGCUUGCGGUGAUGGGCGGCCGCUUGUCGGAGGGCAUCAACUUCGCCGACGACCUCGGCCGUGCCGUGGUGGUGAUUGGCAUGCCCUACGCGAACCCGACCGAUGUGGAGCUCCAGCUGAAUCUACGGCACAUCGCCGCGACACGGUUGCGCUGUGCCGAUGCGACGACGACGCAGACGUCGCAGACUGUGCAGAGCAACUCCACAGCAGGUGCAACGACGGCAUCUCCCUUCACGUCGGCGGCGGAGUGGGGUCUGUACAUGGACGGCAUGAUGCGUACGGUGAACCAGUGCAUCGGCCGGUGCAUUCGUCACUCGGGCGACUACGCCGCGAUCAUUCUGAUCGACGCGCGCUACGGGGAGCGGGAGGAUGUGCGCCGCCGCGUCUCGGCGUGGCUGCAGCCCUCGUUGCGGGUGUGUCGCUCCUUUGGGGAGUGCUUCGCAGGGGUGCGUACGUUUUUUGAGGAGCGCCGCACCGCUCAAGAAACGGUAAAGCACCUCUGA
Leptomonas pyrrhocoris is the source of this 5133-nucleotide messenger RNA. RefSeq names its product putative Dna repair helicase. The record is from RefSeq and is a predicted model, not a curated record. Gene Ontology annotation, biological process: nucleobase-containing compound metabolic process; establishment of sister chromatid cohesion. NCBI's taxonomy places the organism in Eukaryota, Euglenozoa, Kinetoplastea, Trypanosomatida, Trypanosomatidae. Bases 397 to 5133 code for a protein of 1578 amino acids. Gene Ontology annotation, cellular component: nucleus. The transcript has a single exon. Gene Ontology annotation, molecular function: DNA helicase activity; hydrolase activity, acting on acid anhydrides, in phosphorus-containing anhydrides; ATP binding.